Molecule: messenger RNA, 1375 nt
Organism: Linum trigynum
Lineage: Eukaryota; Viridiplantae; Streptophyta; Magnoliopsida; Malpighiales; Linaceae
Source: the annotation of a GenBank genome assembly
UCCGACUCCUCCUCUGCUUUCUCAAUCUUUCUCCCAUGGCGACUAAUUUUCCAAAUUUCACUCUCCUCCUCCUCCUCUUCUUAACACCCCUUAUCUUCCAAUUUCCGCACCAGGUCUCAUCGGAAUGCACAUGCGAUCGAGGCACCAGCCGCGGCGGCGACAGCGACAGCGACGGCCACCCGGACGGGAACAAGCCGCUCGUCUACAAAAUCGUGGCGAUUUGCUCGAUUCUGGCGGCGGGCGGGAUCGGAGUGACGAUCCCGAUCGCAGGGAAGAAGUUCCCGGCUCUGCAUCCGGAGAACAACCUCUUCUUCCUCAUCAAGGCCUUUGCGGCGGGGGUAAUUCUGGCGACCGGAUUCGUCCAUAUUCUCCCCGACGCCUUCGCGAGCCUGUCGAGCCCCUGCGUGAGGGAGAACCCUUGGGCGAGGUUCCCGUUCCCCGGGCUUUUCGCCAUGGUGGCGGCGGUGAUGACGAUGAUGAUUGAUACGUUCGCGACGAGCUAUUACAAGCGGUCUCAUUUCAGGAAUACGAACAAGGCGCUGCCGGUGGUGGUGGUGGGGAGCGGUGGUGGUGGGACUGACAGCAGUGGGGAAUUGGAAGGGGUAGCGGCGGAGCACGAGGGGCAUGUUCAUGUUCACACCCACGCGACUCAUGGACACGCGCAUGGCUCUGCUUUUGGCCCGGAGGAUUCCGAGGACUCCCAUCAUUUCCGGCACCGGAUUGUUUCUCAGGUUCUGGAGAUGGGGAUAGUGGUUCACUCGGUUAUAAUUGGGGUAUCGCUAGGCGCGUCGGGGAGCACGAGGACGAUCAAGCCACUGGUGGCCGCACUCACUUUCCACCAAUUCUUCGAAGGGCUGGGCCUCGGUGGAUGCAUCUCACAGGCAAAGUUCAAGUUCCGAGUGGCGGCAACAAUGAUGCUCUUCUUCUCCCUGACGACUCCGAUCGGGAUAGUGGUGGGAAUCUGCAUCUCGAGGGGCUACAGCGAGGACAGCCAGGCCGCGCUUCUGGUCAGCGGGAUCUUGAACUCGGCUUCCGCCGGGAUAUUGAUAUACAUGGCACUAGUGGACUUGCUGGCACAGGAUUUCAUGAACCCCAAGCUGCAGGGGAACCUGCGGUUGCAGCUUGGAGCUAACGUUUCUCUCCUCUUGGGGAUGGGCUGCAUGUCGUCCUUGGCGCGAUUGGCCUGACCACCGCCAUUGCCAUCAUCAGUAGCUUUGUAGAGUUGUGAAAAUGGUUAUGGUGCUCGUUUCCCCUGUUGUAUUCUGUAAAACUGUUCUAUAGGUUUGGUAUGAAAAAUAGAAAGAGCAAAGAGGAAUUCCCAUCACCUGCUGAGAUUCAUCAACACAAACCAAUGCCAUAAAUUACGCUAACCUAA